Cynocephalus volans (Philippine flying lemur) is the source of this 945-nucleotide messenger RNA. RefSeq names its product ret finger protein-like 3. Gene Ontology annotation, molecular function: protein binding; ubiquitin protein ligase activity. The record is from RefSeq and is a predicted model, not a curated record. The transcript has 2 exons. Gene Ontology annotation, cellular component: cytoplasm. Lineage: Eukaryota; Metazoa; Chordata; Mammalia; Dermoptera; Cynocephalidae. Gene Ontology annotation, biological process: protein ubiquitination; regulation of gene expression; innate immune response.
AUGUAAAGGUUGUCAUUUGUCACAACUAAUAGUCAUUCAACUCAUGGAAAUUCUCUUCCCAUGUACAUUUUCUCCCUGGCAGUGGACAUGGCUGAAUCCUUACAAGAAGCAAGCAGAUGUCCCAUCUGCCCAGCAUAUCUUGAAAGACCAAUGCACCUGAAAUGUGGAUGCAGCUUCUGCCUCAACUGCAUCAAUUUAUUGCAGAAGGAGCUCCAUGGAGAGGAUUUCUUUUGCUUCUUCUGCCCUAUUGUCUCUCAGAAGAAUGACAUCAGCCCCAAUCGGCAGCUGGGGAAGCUGGUGUCCAGUAUCAAGGAGCUGGAGCCCCAACUGAGAGCAGUUCUGCAGAUGAACCCACGGAUGCGGAAGUUCCAAGUGGAUGUGACCUUGGAUGUUGACACAGCUAACAACUUCCUCCUCAUUUCUGAUGACCUCAGGAGCGUCCGAUGUGGGUGGGACAGACAGAAUCGGCCAUCGCUUGCCCAGAGGUUCGACUGUGCAGUCUGUGUCCUGGGCUCCCCUCGCUUCUCCUCUGGCCGCCAUUACUGGGAGGUGGACGUGGGAACAAGCAUAGAAUGGGACCUGGGAGUUUGCAGAGAAUCUGCUCCCCGACAAGGACGGAUCCGACUGACCACAGAGCUGGGAUUCUGGACUGUGAGUGCGAGGGCUGGAGGCUACUACUCUGCCAGUUCAAUGCCUCCAGCUGCCCUCUGUGAUGACUUUAGGUUCCAGCGAGUGGGGAUUUUCCUGGAUAUGGGCAUGGGAAACGUUUCCUUUUUCAACUCUGAAGAUGGUUCUCACAUCUUUACAUUCACGGGAGUUUCUGCUGAGGAGCCACUGCGCCCAUUUUUUGCCCCUUCAGUUCCACCUAAUGGUGAUCAGGGUGUCCUGAGUGUCUGUCCUGUGAUGAGUCCGGCCACUGCCAGGUCUCCAGUCCACCCUGGGUAG